Engraulis encrasicolus (European anchovy) is the source of this 532-nucleotide messenger RNA. RefSeq lists its product as uncharacterized. The transcript is spliced from 4 exons. The record is from RefSeq and is a predicted model, not a curated record. Lineage: Eukaryota; Metazoa; Chordata; Actinopteri; Clupeiformes; Engraulidae. Bases 1 to 516 code for a protein of 171 amino acids.
AUGAGGGAUGCAAGAAGGACCUGGAGGGCAGCUCAGAGCUACUGCAGGGAACACCACACAGACCUGGCGAGUGUGAAGAACAAGGAGGAGCAGGAGGAGUUGAAGUGGCAGGGCUAUCACAACUGGAUCGGCCUGUUCAGAGACGACUGGGUGUGGUCCGACCAGAACAAGUCCUCCUUCAGAGACAUGGUUGGAUCUCAUAUGUGCUCAGAAGCAUCCUUUCUUCUGUCGCUCAGGUGUGGCUGGGCCUGCGCUUCAUGUGUCCCCUGGACAUCUGGCACUGGACCACCAGGCAGAGCGUCUGCUACACCAACUGGGCCGCGGGAGGCUGGACUGGGAGGGAGGAGUGUGGGGCAGGGAUGGAGGGGAGGGCAGGGGCGGUGCAGUCUGGAGGGCAGCAGCAGUGGGUCAGCCUGCCCGAGAGCACCAGACUCAACUUCAUCUGUGCCACUGAGGAGGUGCUGUGAGUGUCCUGCAGGGGUGUCCAGGAUGCUGCUGGCCUCUUGUGUCUGCUGAACUCCAGUGGUCUCAU